This is a messenger RNA of Leishmania mexicana MHOM/GT/2001/U1103, 6750 nucleotides long. RefSeq lists its product as hypothetical. The transcript has a single exon. NCBI's taxonomy places the organism in Eukaryota, Euglenozoa, Kinetoplastea, Trypanosomatida, Trypanosomatidae. The record is from RefSeq and is a predicted model, not a curated record. Bases 1 to 6750 code for a protein of 2249 amino acids.
AUGUUCAACACGGAUGCUGCGGACGCAUUUUACCUGCGCCGUAGCAAUACCUCCUGCCUCGACGUCUCUCCAGAGAGACGCAGCUCUAGCUCCUCUCGUCAAGGCUUCCUGCGGCACCGCAGUGCUAGCCUCGGAGGGCCCGGUGACUCCUACGCUUAUGUGUCCAAUGACGCGGGCCACCACACCUUGCACAGCAGCAAGAUUUUAGCGUGGCCGCCUCAGCCUCAGAGCGGCUCUUGGCGUGCUUAUACGCGUCUUGAAGGAGCCAUAGAGCCCGGGACGCCGUACAGCCCCAUCAACCCUUACCCUCGCCCCUCGACGACAACAAACCCAUCGUCCGCCACGGCAGCAGGUGGCGGGCUGCACUUACCAGCCGCGUACCGUCGCGUAGGUGCGUCACUGUUCAUCGCCGGUAGCGGUGCGUGGGAACGUGCAGACUAUCUUCCCCGUUCAUGUCGUGCGCCGUCAGCCGGGGGGCCGCCAGCAUCCGUCGUUCACUCCAGCGACGCCUCCAGAGCUUCCGUGGUUACGUCUACCCGCUUUGCCGGCGGCGCAGGCGCUCACCUACUUCCCCAGCGCGUACAUGUUGUCAACCGCAACGGCGUGAAUGGCGCUCGCGCGUACGGGUCGAUGGGGACGUCGAUACUUUCUGUCGCGCGGGGUGUCCGAGCAGCUUCGGGCACGGGACCGACUGAGCGGCCCUCCAGCGCCCCUUCGGCGAUGUCGGAGGCGACAAGCGGUCGGCGCGACAGUGCGUCUUCAGCUGCGUAUACGACGAACAUCUGCGGCAGCAGGGGUGAUGGGUUUGGAAGGCUUCUAGCCCCCUCUGCGUCGAAAUCUCCACUCGCCUCCGACUCCCGCUCGCAGAGGGCGACGGAGCACGAGCUACGCACAUCAGCCCCCGUCAACGUUUCAAUUCAUAAGCUAGCUUGCUACUCGUCAGAAGACCCGGCGAUCGCCGGACGCAGCGCAGCCGCCAUCAACGGCAGCGGCGCAACGUCAUGGACAGCGGGGCAACGGGCGCGGCCGUACUUGCCGCCGUCCUCAUCAGCAAUGCACAAGCGCAUCGCGACGACGGCAUUGGAGCAGGACGAUGUGGAUUGUACCACAGUUUCCGCCAUGCCAGCACACUCCACGAGGUGGUCCGCAGGCCCGCCAUCGCCACCGGCGUCCGUGCGCUCAGUACCCACGGGCGCAAGCUCACUACUAGGCAAAAGGGAGUCAGCCCUCAUCGCCAGGUCUCCAAAGAAGCCGCAGUCGUACGCGAUCUCGCCGAUAGUCACGGAGCAGGAUCCGCGCAGCAGCGAGGUGGACGCUGCCGAGCACGACAUCGAUGAAGGCGCAUCGACGUGGUGGACUGUCGACAUCGUCAUCAACUCUGCUCCGUGCCACGGCGACUCCGCCUACGAGGAGACCGCCGCGAUGAAGGCAGUGGCGUUGUUGCGGUCGCCAGCCGACAUGCGCACGCUCCGGUCGGUUCAGUGCCGGGCACCAGUGCUACCGGCCGAUGCGUCAGCAGACGAGGCAUGGGACAUGACGCAGUCUCUCCUGCGCUGUAUCGCGCUUGCAUCCGUCGGCGCUUCCUCACCGCCGUGUGUACCGCAGGGCUACUUCUGUUUCAACACAGACUUUAACGAAUACAUGCAGCUUUCCGCGGACACGCUGCCGCUGGCCAGUACGCUGUUCAGCGUCGUGAUGGUGGUAUCAUCCGUCGACACUGCCAUCGCGGAGGAGGACCGUGCAGGCUACACAGAGAUAUCAGACGCAGCGACGGAUGAGGCACAGACGGCCUUGGUGUCAACACCAUACUCCGCUACUCACAAUCACUACCUGGUAACGGGUGCCUCGCCAUCAUGUAACCAGGAUGGUGCGGCGCCACAACACCACUGGAGUGACGCCGCCGAACGUGGUGCGGCUGCGGUCACCCCGCGUCCCCCUAGUGGAAGCCGUCGUACCUCGGCUCCUCGCCAUGCGCUGCGUCCCUCGCUGCAGCCACAUACCUGGGAGCACGUAGCGCCGUCGCCGCCCCCGCCGCAGCCGUCUGCCGCCGCGGGCAGUGCAAGUCGACACCGACUUGCAUUCGACGGGAACACCAGCAGCCACCACUAUUUCACCACAGUGGAGGAGGUGUCCCCAUACCCACAACGCCCUCUUAGGUCCUACGCGUCGGCGGUGAUGUCGCCAGGUGCGCGGGGCAACUGCGACUCCGCUGGUGUGAUUAGUACGUACGACGGCGACGCAGGCGAGGACGACAGCUACCGAGUGAUUUCGUACAGUGUGGAGAGCGAUGCUGGUGAUGCUGUCUACGGUGCCGCAUCUCCUCCUGCGCCGCCGACGUCGUGCAAAGGUCGUGCGCACGGCCACUACGUAGAUGGCAAUUAUGCCGCGGGGGAGGAGAUGGACGAUGCUGCUGAUAGCGGAUACGGUAAUGGCGUCGUGGGCUACAUGAAUGACGACGAAGCUGUCCCACAAGCGGAGGCGGGGGAGGUCAUUGGCGCGAAUGUGGUGUGCACUGCCAAGGCGGCGGAGCGGCAAUUUAGCGCGAGCGACGACAGCAGUAGCGGCAGUGUCAGCAGCAACCAUGAAGGCGCCAGCCGCCUUCAGUGCUUUCAUAACGUGCCGAUAUCAUCAAAACCGUCGACGCAACCGCUGUCAAGUCCCUCAACUACGCACGGCUUACCCGCCCGGCCGGGAAGCGAUAGCAUGGCCUCGUCACAGCGCCCGCCAACGGCCCCAACCCAAGGCUACAGCCGCGUAGGGGUUUUCACGGCAAUGCAAAGGCCCUCUCCAUCGACCCUGCCCACUGCCCCUCUGCAACCGCCGCCGCAACAACUGUUCUUUGACGACCCCGUCCUGCAGCGCCACUUCGAGAGUGCGUGCAAGCAGUCACCACCAUCUCCACAGCACGCCACAGCGAGCGCAGAGGGCGGCGGUGGUGACCACCACCCUAUCUAUGUCCCAUCCCCGCCGCGCACAGUUCCAGUGCCACCAUCGCCACCCCUGCCGCCAACACCGCCAGUGCACGGCGCCUACAGGCCUGGAGCGCAUCCAUACUUUGACCCCUCCCCGUCGACGGCAUCGUGCGUGCCUGGGUUUGCGCCAACGCCGCCAUUCAGCGCAUAUGGCACGGAGGCGUUGACAGCGACAAUGAAUCGAGCGCAGCGUGACGCCCUGAAUGUAUUGCUGCAGAGGUCCUCCCAGGCACGGCAGCAGGCACCCGGCUCGCAGGUGCCUUUCCGGCCACCACCAACACCAGUCUCUAGCGGUGACGUGGCUGUUUCUGCUGCCUCUCCACGAGUGACGACGUCAAUGAGGCCUCAGACGCCCCGAGCAGCAGUAGACUCCACGGUGGACUCUGCUGCCGCCGCCACGGGUGGAAUCGCCUCCGCUGCUCACCGGCUCGUCGCGCCCUCGCUCAGUUCGCUCUCUCCUCCUCCGCCGCUCCCUGUGACGGACGCCGCCGUACCUCAGGCUGUCGCAGCACCGCCACCAACAUCAGCAGAGAAAAGCACAGACACACCCACGCGCCACGACCGCUCUCCCUUUCCGCAAAAAGCGGAGCGUCCUGCAACGAUGACCGCCGGUGAAGGUGUACUGCGUGAAGUAGAAGCCAAUGACUCGCUCAACACCCGCGCUGCGGUCGCUGCAAUUGUGGCGCUCCCCGAGUCGUGCGCGGGCGCAGUGGAAGCGACGUCGCAAGGCGAUCAGCGCAACAGGGAACAGGCUCAGCGGAAUCAUAGUACACGCACUGCGCCAACUCUGGAGGGCGGUGAGAAAGACAAGGAGGCUGCCGGCAUGUAUGCGGACGUGGAUCAUGACGCAGAAGGGACCACUGUUGUCACGACGGCCGCGGCAGCCGUCGAGGAGAGUAGAAAGAGCAGGGGCGGUGGAGUUAAUGCUUUUGGGUACUUUGCUGACGCAGACACAAAACCGUUGCCUGCGGCUGGCCGUUCUGCUCCACCUCCUGCUGGAGAUGAGAGUGAUGCGGUCGCUGCCGGCGUGGGGGUGCCCAAGGAGUCCACGCGGACGUCUCCGACAGACACCGACAGGGAGCUGCCAGCCUCCGCUGUAGGUGCCGAGGAGUUUGACAAACCGUCUGCCAGCGAAUCAGCUGCCGCCAAGGAAAAGAACAAGGAUGACUGCAGCCACUCCCAGAGCGACGCUGCCACCCCCGAUGCGUACUCAGUGGAGGCCGGCGACCCUGACACCAUUCCCACUGUCACCGCCGUGGCUGCUCGUCAAGCUGUGUACAAGGUGGCCGGCAAUGCGCUUGAGCAGGCGACGCCGUCGCAGGAGGCGCCGGACACGGCCGCCGCAACUCGACUAGCUGAGUAUCCCACGGAAACGCCACGAGCCCAUGGCGACGGUGACAUAGCGGGUGGAGCCGAGGUGCCCGGCGAAAGUACCCACAACUCCGAGAGCGCCGCCGAGGCCAUGGACAUUGCCGCGCCUGCCAGCACGAGUGGCAUAGCUGCCCACAUUGCGGCAGCGGAAGCUGUAGGGAAGACCCCGGCCAGUGAUUCAGCGGCCGAGCCGGUGGACACCGAGCAGCCCGACAGGCAGCCGGAAAAGGCAGACUGCACGCCAGAAGACGACACCCCCGGCACCAAUGUCUGCGCGGCACAGUUGGAGGCCCGUACCUGCGCCGAUGAUGCGCCUCUAUUACUCUCAGAGAAGCAGCCUUCCUCGGUAACAGACGACAUCGCAAUGAAAACCGAGGGCACGCGCGAGGAGGGCGAAGAGGCAGGCUUGGCCUGCCCGGCGGAGCCGGCGCUCGAGGCGUCAUUAGAGAUGCACGGCGACGAACACCACGCUGGCGUGGGUGAGGGUAGCAAGGCUGCUUCGCCGCUGCAACCCGAUCACAGCGCGGAGUCGAGCACUAUCACGGACAAUGAAGGAAACAAGGCACCCAGCGCGGCAGGGACCUCAGUUAGGCAGCGGAUAACGAGAGCAAGUGACGCGUCCGACUCACCACAGACCCUCGGCUCCGACGACGGUGACGAGUUGGCCAGCGCUGUCGCAGUGGACAUGCUGUCGAGCAAGAGCGCGGUAGCGGAGAAGGACCCGUUCAGCGCGACGACAGAGACAAACACCCUAGAAGCACAGUCGGAUGUAGCAGCGGCCGCUGCGCCCGCCAUCGCAGGCGGCGAUUCAACCCCGUUUUUGAUGAUUGCUGCGGCUAAGUUUCUGCCCGCGCCUGUGAUUUCGGUGGCGACACAGCGGGAGAAAGAUGAGGACCCGGAUGCGCCGCCGCAGGUGCUACAUCACCGCGCCGCGGCAGCGGCAGCGGCGGCGGCGGCCAACGCCUUCUACGGUUUAUGGGAGGAGUCCAUGACGGAGGAUGGCACAGGUGACGGUGACGACGCCGGUGGUGCCGACCACGUCGACGCGACCGCCGUGGGAGGGGAUGACGGGGAGGGAGAUCAACACGAUUGCAGCUCCACAUCCGAGGCCGUCACAGCCGCCACGAUUUCGACGAGUGAAGGCGACAUUGAGGGGGCGGUGGACGUACCCAUGGACGUCUUCCGCGAUUCCCUCUCCCUCACGAACACGCCAACGCUGAUCCGCCGCGGCGAGUGGCGGGAUGAGAACACGUCGGUCGCCGCGACGGCGAGCUUGGCAGACCCGAUCGACAUGCUCGCCCGCACCAUCGGCUCCAAUAUGUGCCUGCCGCCGGCGUCGCGUGCUGUGACACUUGUCGUUAAUCCGGACGCCGGCGUAGGCUCUACGGACGUACUCUUCCAUCUCCAUCACAAAGAGUUCUUAUCCGCAGUCGUCAUCACGGCUUCCGUGGGUGCAGCUGCCGCUGUUGGCGAGAGCGGCAUCACCGCCGAGACAUCUGAUCCUAACACCGUAAAGGAGGCGUCCGCGUCUUCUGCAGAAGCGGUGCAGCGGCUCCAAGCUCCCUCGCCCGCAGCACAUGUCGUGCCGCCCGCGUCUGCUGCAUCCUCACCACCGUCGGCGGCGUCACAGCCGGUUGCGUCGCCGGACGAGUCUACAGCGCAAACCGCCGUGGACGCCAAUGCUGCUGGCGAUCGGUUCUCGAGUGCAUUGCAAGAGGCAGAGGCGUCGCCUGAUGCCAUCAAUGACGAGCCACACGUGGAGCCGCACAGAAGCACCGAGCCCCAGGUGGACGGCCCUGUGCCUCCGCUCUUUGAGGUGUCUGGUGACGUUGACUGUGACGGCGCGGCCGAUGCCCCGCAACGAUUGCCGUCACUGCUGUGGCCCUUUGCGUCAAGGUUGCAGAGAACGACGCCCGCGGUGCCGCUGCCACUCUCGCCGUCAGAGGUACUAUCACUACCCACGCCAUCGCUGCCACCGUCCCCGCCGCUCAGCGAAGGCGCGAUGAAGAAGACGAUGGUGCUGCUGGGCUUUCCCGGAUCGGCGUGGGAGUUCAUCAUGACUCACCACUACGAGAGUAUGCAUGACGCCUUCACGAAGGACUCUGCCGUGGCCGCCAACGUGCCCAUCUCCGCGAUCCAGGACGUGCGCUAUAGCAAGGGGAGCCUUAUGGUCGAUCUGUACGUGUUGCACCCGGCGAGCUCCAGUGAGAACUUCAUUCGGGAUCAGAUGUCCAGCUAUACAUAUCCGACUCUCUGGGGGCUUUACGAGGUGAAGAAGCGCGAGCGGAAGCAGCUUCUGCACGACCACGGGAUGAGCGUAGCGGGUGCGAUGUCGGCGCAGUCUCUGCUGCCGCGUUUAACGCCUACGCUUUCAUCACAGGAGGAGGUGAGCUGGGCAGCCUCGUAG